This is a messenger RNA of Penicillium lagena, 1647 nucleotides long. Its product is annotated as spermidine synthase. NCBI's taxonomy places the organism in Eukaryota, Fungi, Ascomycota, Eurotiomycetes, Eurotiales, Aspergillaceae. The transcript has 3 exons. The coding region runs from base 1 to 1647 and encodes 548 amino acids. The record is from RefSeq and is a predicted model, not a curated record.
AUGCCUGUUGAUCAAUUCCUCCGGCGAGUCGACAUCCCGCGCCUUGGCGCCGGCGCCGGGCUACUCGUCCUCCUGGCAUUCUAUUCUCCCGUGUCGCUACUGGUGCUCUCCCCCGUGUAUGGCAGCGUGCCAGCGCACAUCUUCCACAGCUACGGCGUAGCCAUCUUCGCCGGAGCAGGCUGGUUCCUGAAAGACCAGGUGCGGCGACGCAUCGGCCGUCUAGCGGGUUACCUACUUCCAGUGCUGGCGUUCUGGAUCCCAACCCUGCAGUACUUUGUCAUGCAACAGAGUUCGCUGUUAGGAAACCCCGCUGGUCCUGCGGUCACCGAGCUUUUCGGGUACUAUCCGCUGGUCUUUCUGACGGUUGCGUUUGCCGGCAAGCAGAUCCAGGCGUCGCUUCGUCUCGAGGCGCAGGGGGACUUGGUUGUUGAACAUGUCCCGCUGCUGGGGUCGUAUUUCAUCUAUACCAUCGGCGAGCACUUCGCCAAAGCUUUUGUGUCUAGGGCCAUUGGGUUCACGUUUCUUUUUACCCGCACCGGCAUGCAGUUGCUCAUUGCUGCGGGCUAUGCCGCAGUGAUCCCGUCGAAGUUGCUGCUUCUGGCACUUCCAUCACUGCUUUUCUCGAUGACUUCAAACGUCCAUAUUGGCCGAAGCUCCGCGGUGAAUUUGGCCCUGAAGACUGAAGGUUACUCCUUGCUUGCACGCCAGGAUUCGUACACGGGAUACAUCUCCGUUUUGGAGAAUCACCAGGACGGUUUCCGGGUCAUGCGCUGUGACCACAGCCUCCUCGGCGGACAGUGGACCAAGACGGUGCCGGGUUACCAGCCCGAAGUGGAAGAUCCUAUUUACGCGGUCUUUGCCAUGCUCGAGGCCGUUCGACUAGUUGAGCCGGAGCACGCUGCAUCGCGCGUGGACGCAGCCAGUAAAGCGCUGGUGAUCGGCCUGGGAAUCGGCACGACGCCUUCUGCCCUAAUGAAGCAUGGCAUCGACACGACCAUCGUCGAGCUCGACCCUGUCGUGUACAAAUUCGCCACGCAAUAUUUCAACCUGCCCUCCAACCACAUCGCUGCCAUCGAGGAUGCUACGAAAUUCGUCAAGCGUGCCCAGGCAAAGGCCCAGAAAUACGACUACAUCGUGCACGAUGUGUUCACUGGCGGCGCCGAGCCUGCGGAGCUAUUCACCUUCGAGUUCCUCGAAGAGCUGAACUCGCUGCUCAGAGAUGAUGGAGUCAUCGCCAUUAAUUACGCCGGUGACCUAGCCCUCUACCCAACUGGUCUAAUAGUCCGCACCAUCCUUUCCGUAUUCCCAGGCUGCCGCAUCUUCCGCGAGGACGCACCCGGCAGCGCUGAUGCAGAGAACCCCAACUUCACGAACAUGGUACUAUUCUGCAAGAAGAGCACCAGAACCCCGCUGCGCUUCCGUGACCCUGUGGAGGCGGACUUCCUGCGCAGCAAGUCGCGCGAGUCGUAUCUCCUGCCCAAACAUGAGCUCAGCCCGGAUAUGUUCGCUGCUGUUCCCAAGGGCGGGAGAGCGGUGCUUGUGCAGAAGGAGGUGGGUAGAUUGCAUAAGUUUCAGGAUCGGGGCGCGUUGGAGCAUUGGGCUAUUAUGAGGAAGGUGUUGCCUCAUGCUGUGUGGGAGAAUUGGUGA